CCUGUUUUCGUGAUAGUAGUUGGGUGCGUACAUAUCUACGUAACCUCUGGUAGCUUCAUUGAUUUAGAUAGAUUUACCUUACAGGGUUAUGUUACCAGAGGCAUUAUAACGGAAUUCCAUAUGUGAAAAUCCCCUCAACUGUCAAAAGGGGAGUGUUUACAUUACUGUUUCUCAAAGCUGUCAAAGUACAAUGGAUGUACUGAACAAGUUACGAAAUACUGUCAGUAAUACUAUUAGUAAUACGGUAACCAAUACAGCUUAUGGGCUAUCGCAGCUGUCCACUGUAUUACCUGGUAAUUUAGUGACUAGAGAGUAUGAACUGACUGCCCAUAUCGCCAGCGCAGGGCCUGGUCUUUUGUGGAAAGUCUACAGUGGUUAUAAAAAAUCAACAAGACAAGAAGCAACGGUAUUCGUAUUUGAGAAACGUCUUCUGGACAGAUGGGGAUCCAAACAUGAACGCGAAGCCGUUCUGGAGACUUUGAAGCGAGGAGUGACGCAAUUGACAAAAUUGAGGCAUCCUCAGAUUCUUAUUGUCCAGCACCCACUGGAAGAAUCUAGAGAUAUUCUCGCAUUUGCUACCGAGCCUGUGUUCGCCAGUUUAGCUAAUGUGUUGGGUCGUUCAGAAAAUUUACCGCAACCGUUGCCAGCAAAUUUACGAGAUUAUAAAUUACUUGACGUUGAAAUUCGCUAUGGGCUUCUACAACUUGGAGAAGGUUUGGCAUUUUUACAUAGUGACGUUAAGCUUGUACAUAGAAAUUUGUGCCCUGAAUCAAUUGUUAUUAAUGGACACGGGGCAUGGAAAAUUUUUGGAUUUGAUUUCUGUGCUUUAAAUCAAAGUCCACAUGAUAAACAGCCCUCUUGGUCAUAUAAUGACUAUGAUCCAACCAUUCCAGCGAUAGCUCAGCCAGAUUUAAAUUAUCAGGCUCCAGAAUGUAUUAUAGCAAGUAGUACCGGACCAUCGAGUGACAUUUUCUCGUUAGGAAUGCUGGUUUAUGUAUUAUUAACGCCAGGCAAUCGUACUCUCUAUGAUAGUCGUGGGGAUCCAUCUAAAUGUCGCAGAUUUUUAGAAGAUUUAAAGAGUUCAUCAAUUGCUUCCAAACUGACUCCGCUUCCUGAUUCUAUUCGGGAUACUGUUAAACUCAUGUUGAGUCAUAAUCCAGAACUUAGACCAGAUGCGCAUCAGUUUAUCAAGAUCGAGUAUUUCUUAGAUAUUGGAGUGAAAACAUUAAACUACUUGGAAAAGCUUUUCCAAUGGGAUAACUUACAGAAAUCACAAUUUUACAAAGGACUUCCUCAAGUUCUGAAGCAACUACCUCAUAGAGUGGCGUUGCACAGAGUUUUGCCUUCUCUUUACAAAGAAUUUGUUAAUGCGCAAAUGGUUCCUUUCGUAGUGCCAAGUAUAUUACAAGUUGCAGAAGAUGGAACGAUUGAAGAAUUUCGAGAGUAUAUACUUCCUAAUCUGAAAAGUGUUUUGGCUUUAGAGGAACCUCCCCAAGUUAGUUUAGUUUUAAUGCAGAGAGUCGACUUAUUAUUAAAAAUGUGCCCAGCAGAUGAUAUAAAAAGCGAUGUAGUACCAAUGCUAACACGGGCAUUAGAUUCUAAUUGGGAGAAGCUUCAAGAGCUUUGUUUAGCAGCACUACCCUCUAUUGCAUCUCUAAUCGAAGGACCUUCUAUGAAAAAUGCAAUUAUACCAAGGAUCAAAAAAAUCUGUUUAGGCUCACAAGACAAUCGCAGUGGUCUUGGAGUUCGUGUUAAUUGUCUAUUGUGCCUUGCCAAAAUGCUAGAUAAUCUUGAUCGAUGGGUUGUCUUUGAUGAAAUAUUACCAUUCUUGCAACAAAUACCACAUGCUGGAGAGCCUGCUAUUCUUAUGGCAAUCAUUGGUAUAUACAAGCUGAUGCUAACUCAUAGUAAGUUGGGCAUGAGCAAGGAAAUUCUAGCGACUCGGGUUUUACCGUUCCUAUUACCACUUUGCGUGGAGCAAAGUCUUAGUCCGUCUCAAUUUGAAGCCUUGGCAUCUUUAGUUAGUGAUAUGAUUAAUCGUGUAACUACUGAGCAUCGUGAAGCUUUGCAUCAGUUGGAUGCGGUUCGUCGUGAGGCUCAGCAGCUUGAUGAUGCAGUCGCACAAGUAGGAAAUCAAACGAAUGUUAACGUCGACCUGAAUGAUAGUCUUUCUGGGCUCGAACUGAAUAAGCCAUACGUUACUACACCUAAAUCCAUAAACAAUGGAAAGGCACUUUCACUCGGAGACAAACAGAGGCUGGCUCAACAACAGGAAGUUCAACAAAGGUUGCAGUCGCAAUCUCCUUUGACCCCUGGAAAAAUUUCCAUGUCGUCACCACCAGAGCCGAAAGAUUUAACGAAGACGUUGAUGCAAAACAACUUGAAACAGCUAAACUUGUCGGCUAGUAAACCAAAAGCCGCACAGCCAAAUUACACUCCGUUUCAGACGUCGACAUGGAAGAAUACAAAUACCGAUCAAAUUCAAUGGAACAGUGGUUCCAUUGCUGUGAGCUCUCAUGGAAUUUCGAAUUCAAUACAGAAUCGCUCAAUGCAUGAUAUGAAUUCGCCCAUUGAGUGGAAAUCACCGCAAACCUUGCCUAAUUGGAAUCAAAUGAAACCACAAAGUAACGCAAAUCAGAAUUGGAGCGGAAUGAUGAAUUCCAGAACGGAUACUCAGUGGAGACCGGACACAAACUUGAUGGGAAUGUCACAACCCUUGGUUAUACAAAAUAAUGCGUCGGUGGAAGCAAAGUCUCCUUUGUCAAACCAAGAUAUUAUGGACUUACUUAGCUAAUAUACGAGUGUUUAGUACAUUCCGACUAAAUCAAUCUCGAAGGUGAACAACCGUAAUCAUUAGCAUUGGGAUCACACCUCAGGGAAUUUCAAACUCCAUACAGAAUAGCGUUAAAUUCAGUAUGAAUUCAUUUAUGGAGUACAAAUCACCGAAAUCACCAAAUUAUGUAAUUAAAAAUUGAAGCAGAACAAUGAUACUUUUGGGGCAAAAAUAAUAGUAAUUCGAUCACCUGAUCGAGAUGUAGUCUUAUGUAAACUGAACUAUCUAUGGAAACAACACCUACAUCUUCCGCAUAAGUUGUUUUGGAUCUUCUCAACUCCGAUAGGAAUAUUUUAAACAACAUCACUGAGUUAAACAGCAAAUAAAUAACAUUCAAUAAACUAUAGAUGCUGGGAUUAUCGUGUAUGGUUGACGAUAGAAUCAAUUAUUGAGCACGUACCGAUUAACUACUACGGUCUUGUAAAUCAAGAUUUUAUAAUGCUGUAGUGCGUAGUACUUAUUAAUAAUACAACUUUAUCCAACUAAGAGAUCCAUUUACAGUUUUGCAUUAAAAGACGGGCAAACACGAUAGCCUUGAAGUCACUACAUUAUUUAUUUUUUAACUAUCAUUCAUUUAUAUUGAUUAUGUAGAUUCGAAAAUGAUUUUACUGUGAUGUCUGUGUAGUAAGAUUGUCAGUACCCUGAUCGACAAAGGGUAACGGACAUUCGGUAUUUAGAUUUAAGUUGUAGGUACAUGAAUUUAUGUUAUCUGAAUUGUAAAUAAUUCAUUAAACUUACUCGAUAUCGCAA
This is a messenger RNA of Orussus abietinus, 3583 nucleotides long. RefSeq names its product SCY1-like protein 2. The coding region runs from base 191 to 2794 and encodes 867 amino acids. Gene Ontology annotation, molecular function: ATP binding; protein kinase activity. The record is from RefSeq and is a predicted model, not a curated record. The transcript has 8 exons. Gene Ontology annotation, biological process: protein phosphorylation. Lineage: Eukaryota; Metazoa; Arthropoda; Insecta; Hymenoptera; Orussidae.